GAGGAGAGUUGCAGCCGGUACACGAAGUUAGUAUAGUGAGGAGGGGGAGGCUCCCCUAUGAUGUCCCCGGCUAAUGAGGUGGCAGGAGGGGCCGGGCAGCCAUGUUGUGUGUCCCUCCAUCCUCCUGUAGCGGUCUGAGCCGCCUCCUCCUCCAUCUGCCCUCCUCUUCUUCCUCCCCAGGGAGACUGCGCGGCCCCAGCCCACCCAGACACAGCUGCCCAAGUAACGGAGCCUGCAGGAGGAGGAGGAGGAGAGUGACCUAGAGCAGGCCUCCUGCAGGUAACCAGGGCCGGAUUCCCGCCUGAGAGAGGACAGCGGACCGGGGACACAAGUUUACUGAGAGGAAAGGACAAUCAUUUACUAGCCUAGUGUGAAGAAAACGCAAGCAAGAUGCCGAAGCCGAUUAAUGUUCGAGUGACCACCAUGGACGCGGAGCUGGAGUUUGCCAUUCAGCCGAAUACAACUGGCAAGCAGCUGUUUGACCAGGUGGUGAAGACUGUCGGUCUGCGCGAAGUCUGGUUCUUCGGGCUGCAGUAUGUAGACAGUAAAGGUUAUUCAACGUGGCUAAAGCUGAAUAAAAAGGUCACACAACAAGAUGUUCGGAAAGAGAACCCUUUGCAGUUCAAAUUCAGAGCUAAAUUUUUCCCAGAGGAUGUGUCGGAGGAGUUAAUUCAGGAAAUAACCCAGAGACUAUUCUUUUUACAAGUUAAAGAAGCAAUUUUAAAUGAUGAGAUUUACUGUCCUCCUGAGACGGCUGUCCUUCUGGCCUCCUAUGCUGUGCAAGCCAAAUAUGGAGAUUACAGCAAGGAUGUUCACAAACCAGGUUACCUGGCCAAUGACCGGCUGCUUCCUCAGCGGGUUCUGGAACAACAUAAACUGACAAAAGAACAAUGGGAAGAAAGAAUACAAACCUGGCAUGAGGAGCAUAGAAGCAUGUUAAGGGAAGACUCUAUGAUGGAGUACCUAAAAAUUGCCCAGGAUCUAGAAAUGUAUGGAGUAAAUUAUUUUGAGAUUAAAAAUAAAAAGGGCACAGAGCUAUGGCUGGGUGUGGACGCAUUGGGCCUUAAUAUAUAUGAACAUGAAGACAAGUUGACACCUAAAAUAGGAUUUCCUUGGAGUGAAAUCAGGAACAUCUCAUUUAAUGACAAAAAGUUUGUUAUAAAACCCAUUGACAAGAAAGCGCCGGACUUUGUAUUUUAUGCUCCCCGUUUAAGAAUAAAUAAACGUAUAUUAGCCUUAUGUAUGGGCAACCAUGAGCUCUACAUGAGAAGGAGGAAGCCUGACACAAUUGAGGUGCAGCAGAUGAAGGCUCAGGCCAGAGAAGAGAAGCAUCAGAAACAGCUGGAAAGAGCACAGAUAGAAAAUGAAAAGAAGAAAAGAGAAAUAGCAGAGAAAGAAAAAGAGAGGAUAGAACGUGAAAAGGAUGAGCUAAUUGAACGCCUUCGACAAAUCGAAGAACAGACGCUAAAAGCACAAAAAGAGCUAGAAGAACAAACCAGAAAAGCUUUAGAGUUGGAACAGGAAAGAAAGCGAGCAAUAGAAGAAUCUGAGCGCCUAGAAAAAGAGCGACGGUCUGCAGAAGAAGCCAAGGCGGCACUGGCCAAGCAAGCUGCAGACCAGAUGAAAAACCAGGAACAGCUGGCUGCUGAACUUGCAGAAUUUACUGCCAAGAUCGCUUUACUUGAAGAAGCAAAGAAGAAGAAAGAAGAGGAAGCUUCAGAGUGGCAACAAAAAGCAUAUUCAGCACAGGAAGAUUUAGAAAAAACCAAAGAAGAAUUAAAAAGCGUGAUGUCUGUCCCACCACCUCCCCCACCCCCGCUCCCUCCACCCCCUGCAGCACCUGCAGAGAAUGAACACGAGCACGACGAGCAGGAUGAGAACAACGCUGAGGCUAGCGCAGAACUGUCUUACGACGGUGUUAUGAACCAUCGCAGUGAGGAGGAAAGGCUAACAGAAACGCAAAAGAAUGAGCGAGUAAAGAAGCAGCUUCAGGCUUUAAGUUCAGAGCUGGCUCAAGCUAGAGAUGAAACCAAGAAGACUCAGAAUGACGUCCUUCAUGCGGAGAAUGUGAAAGCUGGCCGAGACAAGUACAAAACACUUCGUCAGAUCAGACAAGGAAACACCAAACAGCGCAUCGACGAGUUUGAAGCAAUGUGAGGACACUUCAUUGCUAUACAUUCUACACAAUGCUGAAUCACCAACCUAGAAAGUAGGCCUUUGCAGACACCGACAACGGAGCGUGCCCCCCUUGCCAAAGCACUUGUACCAGUCUGACUGUGGAGGAUAGAAUUCAACAAGGCGAUCAGAAUGGCUUUUAUCUCCAUGUCUUGUCUAAUUUGUUACUCCAUAUCAAUGUAAUUCAUUUAGUUUGUCUUCUGUUUUUCUGAAAGGGUAUUCGCUUGUAAAGGUUUCAGUUUGAAUUCUAAAAGGACAUUUGAAUUUUUAAGCUUAGAACUGACAUUGCUGUUUAGAAAGUGGACAUUUUUUUUUUGCUACUUCAUAAUGUGGAAUUAUUUGUAAUAUUAUGCCCUCUUAGACUCUUAUUGUUCUCCUUUUAAAGCUCUACUACAUCUAGAGUCGGGACAUUUACAGGGCUGGAAAAGGUAAUGCUGACAGUAACUUGGCAUUAAGACGUAUCUUGUAGAAGGGGGAACGUAAAACCUUAGUGUUAGGAAUUGGGCUGAAUACUACUACUACUACCUCACAUACACAUGACUGGUCCUUGUCAUUACCAACGACAUGGUUUAUUCACUAAGAUUUACCCUAGUUUUGAUUUUUUUUUUUUUUUAUAUAUAUAUUUACUUUAAAAAAAAAUCCUUUUAUUGCUUUUCCCCGUUAGCCUGUUUAUAUUAGUUUGUAAGUAGUCACAAUAAUAUUUUUAUAGGAGACAAAUAACAAUACUAACAUUGAAGACAUGACGAGCACUAUUUUCGGUCUGUUACUUGUAUACAUUUCUGUUACACUCCUGAAUGAUAAUACUCACCAAGGCUGGGGGAAUAUUUGGAGCCUUGUUCUUGCUUAGUUAUUAUUUCUGUUGUGGUCUUCUGCCUCUUUCCAACUGUCUACUUGCUUGGACUGACUGGACUUUUAAUUUUUAAUGAAAGAACUUCAGUUUAGGUUAAACAGUGCCGUGUCUGAUUCCCCAUUUGGUGUCUGCCACUGUUCAGAACCCCAGCACCAUCAAGGUGCUUCAUGAUUUUUAGCUAAACUAUUUUUGCCACCAGCCCAAGUGUGUGUAUUUGUGUGUGUGCGUAGAAUAUAUGUGUAUAUAAGCACACAGGAGCAGGAUAUACAAUCGUGCACCCUAUUGUGGACUCCCCAUAGAAAUUUGGAGAACAUGGCUGGUGACAAAAGUAGAGGGAUGGAGAACACCUCAGUGGGGUCUGACAGUGGUGGCCCAGUGGGAAGAACAAAGACUACCCCCCCCCCACUUCCCAGAAUGUAGAAAUCUGGGUGGAGCGAUUCAUUGAUUUGUCCAUGGCUAACCUUUAUACGACGUAGCUCAAGAAGAAUUGAGCCUGGUUUGUAUACCUUAAGAAAAAGAGGUCAGGAAGUGUUGACCACAGCAUAUCAGAUUUUUGCAUGUUAUUGCUCACGAUAGGUUGCUUCUAGGAGAUCCAUUGUGCUUUAAUUACGGGUUUGAACAGCCCACAGCUCAUAUCUAAAAGCUAGGCUUCCCUGUCUUGUUUUUUUUUUUUGAUAUGUGAAUUUGUUCAGGUUGAUAGCUGUAAAGUUAGUAGUGGGGACGUUUGAAUGAAUGCUAAGCUGCUUUAUGAUGGUAUUAUGAUAUGUAAAUAAAUGGCACACGUUCAAGUGCAUCAGUCCCUGAAUCACAGUGGAAGAGCCUAUACCAUUUUUGUUCGGUAGGCCACCAGCAGCCAACCUACAAAAAUGAGCUACCAGCCACCAACAAUAGAACCUUUGCACCUUUCAAGCGGUUGGCUGCCUGUAGUACAGCCCACCAGUUAGCUGCCUCCACUGUCACAUGAAAACAGGUGCACUUUGAAAAUGGAUAGUCAUAUCUUUACAGAAAUAGGUUUUCUUCAAAAGUGCAUUUAGCAUAAACUCAAAAUAUUUUUUGAGUGGAUCUUUAUGCAGGCGAUAUUUGUUGCCCGUUUAAUCUAUUUUGAGUUUUGGCCUGAUUAGUGCCAGGCCUGUUAGUCAGGCAGUUACUUAAUGCAGCUUCAUCUUUACGCUGUCCGUUUUUUUCCUUUUAUUUUGAUUACAUGGAGUGUUCCAUUUGCAAUAGAUGCGUGUUUAAAAAAAAAGUGUACGUUUCCAAUGUAUUCAUCUGUAUUAUGUUUAUGUAAAACAAUAAGGUAUGCAAGCGGAAACGUGAAAGAUAGAGGGCGCUAAACCACACACAAAUUAAUGUGAUUUAAAAUUAACACAUGGAGUGUACACCAUAACGCAUAAAUAAACUACAAAUCAAUAAAUUUGCAGACACCUCUGCAACAUGAGUGAAAAAUCACUUAAAUCGCUGUGUUAAGGAGAAAAAAGUUAUAUUAAUCCCAAAAAUGUGCUUAAAUUUGCAGAUGGCUCUGCAACAUGAGUAAACACAAACACUAGAGUUCACUGUGUUAAGGAAAAAAAUAUAGUCCCAAUAAUGUGCAUAGAAAACAAUGAAAUCUUCUUAAUUUGCCGUGAUCUUCCUAAAUGAAGAGAAGUAAAGGGUGCCACCACCACACUUGUAUCUUCUUUUACACCCAAGGUGUGUUGUCCAUUAAAUGCUCUUACCAGAACUUGUUGACCACUUUAAUUAAAAAGUUAGUCACACAGACUUGAGCAGGAUUGUGCCUGCACACAUGAUGGUAUGGAAGAAAUAAAUACACCUCAGCUCCAGGCGUUCCAAUUGGG
Messenger RNA from Rana temporaria (common frog), 4857 nucleotides. It is a transcript of the gene RDX, whose product is annotated as radixin. Lineage: Eukaryota; Metazoa; Chordata; Amphibia; Anura; Ranidae. Gene Ontology annotation, molecular function: cell adhesion molecule binding; actin binding. Bases 391 to 2157 code for a protein of 588 amino acids. The record is from RefSeq and is a predicted model, not a curated record. The transcript has 14 exons. Gene Ontology annotation, cellular component: cytoskeleton; adherens junction; filopodium. Gene Ontology annotation, biological process: regulation of organelle assembly; positive regulation of early endosome to late endosome transport; regulation of cell shape.